AUGGCUGGUACUGUAUUAACAUGUGAAGAUGCAAAAAGUGCUGAAUUGGCUGGAGCUAAAUUCCUCAUGAGCCCUGCACUAGUUAGUGAUAUUCUGGAGGUUUUCAAAGACACGUGGAAUUACAAUGGAGACGAUGAAUUUGUAUAUCAAAAUGAGAGCACAGAACCUGCUGAUGUAUGUGUCAUUAAGUUAGGGGGAACUGUUGGAGAUAUUGAGUCGAUGCCAUUCAUUGAGGCUUUGCGUCAGCUCUCUUAUCGUGUUGGUCCUGGAAACUUUUGUUUGGUUCAUGUCAGUCUUGUACCUGUUUUAGGUGUUGUUGGUGAGCAGAAAACAAAGCCAACACAGCAUAGUGUUCGGGAACUUCGAGGAUUGGGUUUGACACCUCAUCUUCUAGCAUGCCGCAGUGCUCAGGCUUUGGAAGAGAAUGUUAAGGACAAGCUAUCACAGUUUUGUCAUGUUCCAGGUGGGAAUAUUCUCAACAUCUAUGAUGUUUCCAACAUUUGGCAUGUUCCUCUCUUACUAAGGGUUGACUUGGAUCUUGGUAACUAUGAAAGAUUUUUAGAUGUGACUCUGACUCAAGACAACAAUAUUACUACUGGGAAAAUAUAUCAGUCUGUUAUUGACAAAGAACGAAAAGGAGACUACUUGGGAAAGACUGUUCAGGUGGUUCCACAUAUUACAGAUGCCAUUCAGGAAUGGAUUGAAUGUGUUUCUCUCAUUCCUGUAGAUGGGAGCUUUAGAACAGAACAAGGGUAUAGUCCGAUAAUUUUUCUCGGAUGUUGUAGUUGCAAGUUUCCUGGUAAAUGUGGUGUAUGCAAGAUGUAA
Molecule: messenger RNA, 825 nt
Organism: Cryptomeria japonica (Japanese cedar)
Lineage: Eukaryota; Viridiplantae; Streptophyta; Pinopsida; Cupressales; Cupressaceae
Exons: 2
Coding region: 1-825 (274 amino acids)
Biological process (GO): CTP biosynthetic process; pyrimidine nucleobase biosynthetic process
Molecular function (GO): identical protein binding; CTP synthase activity
Source: RefSeq, a predicted model, not a curated record